AUGGCGCACCCGGAGAGCGGGGACGGGGGAGCCGAGACCCUGCGGAAUUCCUCGGCUGCUUCCGUGGAUUCCCAGAGCAGCAGCGAGCCCCUGGAUGGUUUCCCCCUGAAGCAUUCCAACACCUUGACCAACAGGCAGCGAGGCAACGAGGUGUCAGCACUGCCAGCCACGCUGGACACCCUGUCCAUCCACCAGCUCGCUGCCCAAGGCGAGCUCAUCCAGCUGAAGGAGCACCUGAGGAAAGGUGAGAAUUUGGUGAACAAACCCGAUGAGAGAGGCUUCACCCCCCUCAUCUGGGCUGCAGCUUUUGGGGAGAUCGAGACCGUCCGGCACCUCCUGGAGUGGGGCGCCGAUCCCCACGCGCUGGCCAAGGAGAGGGAGAGCGCCCUGGCCCUGGCCAGCAUGGGCGGCUACACCGACAUUGUCACCAUGCUGCUGGACAGGGACGUGGACAUCAACACCUACGACUGGAACGGGGGCACCCCCCUGCUCUACGCCGUGCGUGGGAACCACGUGAAAUGUGUGGAGGCCCUGCUGGCUGGAGGUGCUGACCUGACGGAGGAGGCGGAUUCGGGGUACACCCCCAUGGACCUGGCCGUGGCCCUGGGACACAGGAAAGUCCAGCAGGUGAUCGAGAACCACAUCCUGAAGCUGUUCCAGAACAAGAAGAAGAAGAAGAAGUGAGAUGGCAGC
Sturnus vulgaris (Common starling) is the source of this 693-nucleotide messenger RNA. RefSeq names its product regulatory factor X associated ankyrin containing protein (gene RFXANK). Gene Ontology annotation, cellular component: nucleus. The record is from RefSeq and is a predicted model, not a curated record. Gene Ontology annotation, molecular function: protein binding. Gene Ontology annotation, biological process: positive regulation of transcription by RNA polymerase II. NCBI's taxonomy places the organism in Eukaryota, Metazoa, Chordata, Aves, Passeriformes, Sturnidae.